Exserohilum turcica Et28A is the source of this 2037-nucleotide messenger RNA. RefSeq lists its product as uncharacterized. The coding region runs from base 1 to 1833 and encodes 610 amino acids. The transcript has 3 exons. NCBI's taxonomy places the organism in Eukaryota, Fungi, Ascomycota, Dothideomycetes, Pleosporales, Pleosporaceae. The record is from RefSeq and is a predicted model, not a curated record.
AUGUCCCAGCAAUCUGGAAGCCGCAGGCCAUACGACCCCGAGCGCGAGCACAGGCGAAGGAAGCGAUAUCGCUCCCGCUCUGACGAAGAGAUACAGCAAGAGAUGGAUGUGCGAGCCAUGCCUUACCGCGUUGGAUGGCCGAAACUUCCCCCAUUGCCUUUGCACACUGUCAUUCAAGGCGCAUUUGAGUCGGUUGAGGAUGCCGCUUCCAAGCUCCAAGAAGCAAACAUCAUCCUGGAGGCUCAAGGUAUUCACAAUGUGUCCGUGCUUUUCACUUACAGGAUUCCUCGCGAUGAAGCCGAAACGGAUGACUUGUCACAGUACCUCACCCUUACAUGCAAUUUCGACACGACAGCAAACGCGCACAAGCUUUUGAACGCUGUUAUAAGGCUUCGGUCAAUGUUGGAACAGUUUGAGUCCACAGCGGGCGCUCACGUCGAGUGCAUCGAUUAUCGACCUAUCCGCACGUUCACUAUUCAGCACAGUGAACUAGACAUUCGCAAGAAGUGGGAAGAGGCGACACCGAUUCUUCUUCAAAUAUUGGAACAUCAUGAGUGGCUCUCCAUGGAAAUGAUACGUCGCGGGUUGGAAGACACCCCUGACAAAUGCCCUCCAACCAUCGUCAUCGCGACACCGACUGCGCGCGACCCGAAGUGGCAUGGCAAGGUCCUCCUGGAUAUAGUGACUGCCGUCGAUAAAAUUGCCCCCAAUUUCGUCGUCGAGAUCCUGUGUGGCGUAUCACUCUUGGGUGACACCAGGCACCAGCCCUCAAACACGAUCGAUAGCACAUCAUACGAAAAGGUCUUGCGCAUGGGCUCAUCUAUUGGGAUUCAUGGUGAGGAUGUCAGAUGCAGCACGCUAGGCGGCGCUGUGAUCCUCGAGGGCGGAGUCAAAUGCGGUAUUACCAAUUGGUACUGUGUUCGGGAUGAUCGACUCGACAAAAUUUUUUCGAAAACAAAUGACGGAACCCUGAAGCCUGGCAACAAAACUCUGCUGAACGCCCCUCAGCGCAUAGUGUCUCCAGGCACGUGUGAUCAUGUUGGCUACCUAGUCUCUCUCCAGCGGAACAUCCAGGGUUAUAAGCAAGCAUUUUCUCAAGGAGUUGGUUAUGCUCAUGAUUUGCAAAGGGAGGCUGAAAAGGAAUACAUGACCACGUAUAAUACGAAUCGCGGCGUUGGUCAUGUCUACGCAGGCUCAGGUCGUGGAGUCGUCAAAGCCAACAAAGAUGCGACAGACAAGUCCAAAGAAAAGACUAAGCACCUAGAGCGCGAGUAUCUGUUCCCUCUUGACUGGGCUUUGAUACGCAUGGACAACGUUCAGCAGCGUGAUAUUAUCAAUCGACUUCCUGAGGCCCCGCCGCCGAGACAAGCCCUGGUGGGUAGAGCUCGCCCUUGUCCAAAAUGGUCAGUUUUCGACGUCAACAGAGAGACUGUUCGUGUCGCCAAGUAUGGAAGGACCUCGGGAUGGACACUGGGAACUAUCAAUGCUUGCAUGUCUUUGAUCAACACAAACAACGAUCAGGACAUCGCUUCAAUCUAUGGAUUCACCAACCAGACGCCAGGAUAUUGCUUUGUUGUAACAAGCUCGGUAUACGACCGGCCGUUUAUGGAAAGUGGAGAUUCGGGAAGCAUACUCCUGCGUGAUGGAUCUGGAACACAGCUAGGACUGCUUUUUGGAGUUACUGUUACUGGAGAGGGCAUGUUCAUCCCCCUCGAUCUUGUGUACCAGGACAUCCGAAAGGUUACGGGAAAACAAGUCGUGGAGCCUGCCUAUACUGCGCCAGAAACUGUGGGUUGGGCUAAGUAUCAAAUGCGGCCGCAAGCAGAGAAUUAGUUCAGUUCGCAUCUGAUGCUGCUCAUCGCCUUCGGUCUUCCAGCAGGUUCAUGCAGCGAGAUUACCGAGUGGAGGGCUCGACCGGGUAGUGGAGUGUGGAGGUUCCAUUCCCCAAUGUCAUAGCAAUUGCUAUAAGACGCGCCCAUUUGCUUGAUCUCGUUUGUUAUCGAGAGAAGCAAUAUAAAAACAAUGAGGCAAGAUAAG